UCACCUUUCCCUCCCUCCUACAACACUGAAAAUACUACCGUUCCUUCGGCCGCUGGCCCAGCCCUUGUAGCACUUUCUUACUUUGGGUCAACUCUCCCGUUGGUAAAUUACACUCAGCGAAAGUUUCGUGAAUCGUGGAAGUACUACAGCAUAACCAAGCAGCUAUUCCUGUUGCAGUCGUCUUAUUACUUGCAUGGAAUCUGUGGAGUUAUUGUUUUCACAUUGUGGUUUAUUCUCUAUAAAGAUGAUCCGCAGCUCUGCAAACGGGUUUCCAAGAAGGAGCUGACUUUUAUUCAGAAUGACAAAAGCGUCGAUCACAUCGAGCAUAAACAAGAUGUACCCUACAAGGCUCUGCUUACCAGCCCAGUGAUUCUUUGUGUUUGGUUCAACGCGUUUUGUGAAAUGUCUUCGAUGAUCAUGCUCUCCACAUAUGCUCCGAUCUAUUUCCGUCGUAUAUUUGGAUUCGCAGUGGAAACUACUGGUGUUCUGAUCUCACUGACUACGGUGGCUCAACUGCCCUUCAAGCUCGUCGCCGCUUACUGCAGCGAUCGGAUUGUG
Molecule: messenger RNA, 558 nt
Organism: Ostertagia ostertagi
Lineage: Eukaryota; Metazoa; Nematoda; Chromadorea; Rhabditida; Trichostrongylidae
Source: the annotation of a GenBank genome assembly